Molecule: messenger RNA, 306 nt
Organism: Ambispora gerdemannii
Lineage: Eukaryota; Fungi; Glomeromycota; Glomeromycetes; Archaeosporales; Ambisporaceae
Source: the annotation of a GenBank genome assembly
GCGAGAUUGAUUCUCCAAAAGAUAGCUUGGUGCACAUAUGCACAAAAGUUCUCACAGAGGAAAUUAAGCAAGAAGAAUAUAUGAAACGAGUACUUCGACAUUUAGACACCUAUUUUCAUGAGAAUUUGCAUCGUUUCCUCAGCUUAGGUACUCUUCGCAGUCAUGUAUUUGCGAAUGGAGGCACCUUUCAGAUACAGUCUCUGGACGAAGAUGCUAGAGAUGAAUGGCUCAUUAAAAUAAAUAGGAAUUCGUCAUCGUCAUAUAAAUAUUUAUUUGAAGUAUUCGGCGAUGCGUUGGCGAGCGAUG